AUGUGCACACAUUUGACAGCGCUAGAAAGCCUACUUGGCGAAGCCCCCCCGUCAAUACUCAAGUGCAUUGUGCAACAGUUUGCCAAAGUGCUUCCUAAUGAUCCCAAAGCGCGCAGAGCCUUUGUACAAACAGGCGCGCUGGAGACAUUGUUGAAAAUACGUGAGACGGAAGCUGCAUCAGAAAUUCUGGACUACAUUCAAAGCGUGUGCAACCUAUAUCCACCAGAGGUCGUCAACUAUUACUCCCCAGGCUAUUCGGCAAUCUUAAUGGAGAAGAUUGACGCUCAGGCAUAG
This is a messenger RNA of Eimeria maxima, 294 nucleotides long. Its product is annotated as armadillo/beta-catenin-like repeat protein, putative. Gene Ontology annotation, cellular component: microtubule cytoskeleton. Gene Ontology annotation, biological process: cilium movement. The record is from RefSeq and is a predicted model, not a curated record. Bases 1 to 294 code for a protein of 97 amino acids. Gene Ontology annotation, molecular function: microtubule binding. The transcript is spliced from 4 exons. Lineage: Eukaryota; Apicomplexa; Conoidasida; Eucoccidiorida; Eimeriidae.